Sycon ciliatum is the source of this 1974-nucleotide messenger RNA. RefSeq names its product protein O-linked-mannose beta-1,4-N-acetylglucosaminyltransferase 2-like. NCBI's taxonomy places the organism in Eukaryota, Metazoa, Porifera, Calcarea, Leucosolenida, Sycettidae. Bases 211 to 1443 code for a protein of 410 amino acids. The record is from RefSeq and is a predicted model, not a curated record. Gene Ontology annotation, molecular function: glycosyltransferase activity. The transcript has 5 exons.
GGUGCUGCUGUUCAAUUUUUUUUGAUUGCCUCGUGGAUUUGAUGAGGGAGAAGUGGUUCUUUCUGCUUCUCGUUGUCAAUUUAUUUCAUGGCAUGGGUUAGUUGUGGUACUGUCCCACAUCGUGCCGUGGUACGUGCACUCCAGUGCGUGUAGUAAGCCAUCAGUUGUUCGUGAUUUCCAACUCCUCAAGCCAAGAGACUGCCUUCCAUCAUGGAGUAUACGAGGAAGACCACUGUCAUUCUUUUGAUAGGUCUCUGUCUUGCUGCAGUGUAUGGACACCCAUCGUUGGAAGCAGGUCAGAGGUUGCUUGGAGUAAGAGAAUGGCGGUUCGAUGGUGAAGUGGAUGAAUCUACAGUGUCCUGCGUGCACGGCCAUUACCCCCCUCCAUUCUGUACAGCAACCAAUGUUGCUUUGAAGCAUGACACGAAGCACUUUAUAGUGUACUCUAAGGAUGCUGAUGUGGAGUUUGCUAAUCAAUAUCUCUUCCGGGUGUCAGCGGAGCCCAGGGACAAUUUCCCAGAGUGUCACCAAACCAUUGAAGAGGCAUAUGUUUUCACAUUCUACUUCUACCACGGACAUUCUAACUACUUCCACCUGCACAAGGACACGCUGUUCCCCAUAUUCUUGCUGUUGCGCCAGAGAACGAGUGACACACCGGUUGUUCUCAUGCCCGUGGUUGAGCUGAGAAGAAUGGCAGAGGUUGACUGGGACAGCGGUGCUUUCAGCGAGAAGCACCUUGACAAAUAUUUCAUUCAGACUCUGAAGACCCUUGCAGGCACCGACAAUGCUAUAUUGCCGCUGGACUCAGAUUUGAUCAAGGCCUCUCCUCAUGGACACACCUGCUUUCGAAAGGCCUUUAUUGGUGCACCAUCUCUUCGCUCAGUUGAAAGAAGCCCUUCUUUCAUGAGUGACUUUGUUGAGUUCAUGAUGGCACGGCUUGAUGUACAGCCAGGUCAUCCAGGCACACCGCUUGUCGGAAUCAUCAAACGAGCUGGCCGUCGUAAGAUUCUGAACGAGGACGAGUUGGUCACUGCCUGCAGUAGAUUUGUACAGACGGAGCUGGUUGAGUUUAGUGGCAUGUCCGUCCGCGAGCAGGUGUCAGCCGUGCAGAAAUACACCGUGCUGGUGGGAAUGAACGGUGCUGGGUUCAUGAAUGCCAUAUAUCUACCCAAGGGAGCUGUGUCGAUUCAACUGGCCCCGUACAAUGCCACACAGCUUAAUGUCAAGGAGUUCGGCGAGAUUGUUGGAUCGCGGGGCCCGUACCUGUUUUGGCGGAAUGAACACAGUGAUUUAACUCGCCCAGUACCUGGUGAUGUCUUCAAUAGCCAAGCAAAUACGCUGGUGCACGUCAGCGAAUUUGAAGCCCUGGUGCAGCAAGCACUGGCCCUGGGUGUGAACAAAGACUUAUGGACACCGGAAAGUGAAAGGAAAACUGAACUCUGAUUUUGGAAAUGGAAAACUGAGCAUGAUCAUGGCAAGAAUACCAUAGUUAAAUGGACAGCUACGUAAUUAUUUCAAUCCGCAGACCACUUUCUUAAAAUGGUAUUUUGGAAUACACUAAGUUAAAGCCAUAAUUGCCCUCAGCUUGUCAAAUGUAUGGGCCAAUGUUUACUGGCAAUGCUUUUGGUAAUCAACUUAAUCCCACCUUGCCUACGUGUUUCAAGUUUAAAAGGUAAGUCAAUGGUCUCUGGUUUGCUUGAAUCAUUCUUGACUUGAUUACAUCCUUGAAUCUUGCUCAAUGCUCCAUGCUGCGAACGCCUGGCUAACUGGUCCGGUCAAUGACGUCCUGUCAGAACAACUUCGAAGGGACCAGACUGCCAGCCAUAGCGAGCAAAGUCGCGUGCAUUUUAAAAGAAGAUACCUCGGUGAGUUAUAGAUAGCAAGCUGGAUGUUUGGCACCGUCGCGCGCUCAGAUAUCCUUGGCAUUGUUUAUCCUACAUGGAUUUGAAUAAUACUCCUCGCACUAACAUUGAA